GGUUGGAACCACUGCAAUGCACAUGCGCGAUUGCGCACUGAAGAAGAAAUGGCGAUAGAGCUCUGUUGACAGUGGUAGUGUCCCAAGUGCAUAUACAUAAAGCCUAGGCAUACAUAGUCAGCUACAUGUUGUCAGUUAGCCUACAGUUAAGAAAACUUUUACUUCGACUCAGUGACAUUCGUUUGCGCAUAGACAACAGUUAAUCUAAAUGGCGAAUAUUUGGUCAAACUGGUCGGAUAAAAUGCUACAAUUGCUUCGACGCAUGAAUAAUUUUUAUUUGCCAGGCUCCAGCUGUACCACAUGCCUUCGGUUUGAAGUGGCAGGAGAACAAGUAGGAUGGGUGCCUUCCAAAGUUGCGUCCAUUUUGACUCACUAUUCUGAGGUGUUUAAUCCACCACGUGAUGGGGCUAUUACCCUUUGCCAGAAUCUUGAUUCAUAUAGUCGGAGGUCUGAAGCAGUAGAUGCUGUGCUUCAGACUUUGAGAAAAGAAGGCUCACUGACAUGCCUAAAAGGAUGGAGAGAUGAGAAGUAUGAAGUGAUGCCCAAGUUCUGUGACACUCCACUGAUGUGUAUGGAGAGAUCAGCUACAAGCCUUUUUGGAGUGAAACGAUAUGGAGUCCAUGUAAAUGGAUACAGUCGAGAUGAGAACGGUGAACUCAGAAUGUGGUUGGCUCGACGCUCCAUUACAAAGCAGACCCACCCAGGAAAACUAGACAACUUGGCAGCUGGUGGUCUGGCAGCAGGUAUAAGUGUGAAACACACUAUGGUUAAAGAAUGUGAAGAGGAAGCUUGCAUACCAGCAGACAUUGCAGAGACAGCCCGUCCUGUGAGCACUGUGAGCUAUACCUAUGAGGACGAAGAAGGGGUGUUCCCUGAGUGCCAAUUCGUGUUCGAUUUAGAACUUCCUUCAGAGUUCCAGCCUAGAGUAGGCGAUGGAGAGGUCCAACAUUUUUACUUCCUUUCAAUGGACAAGGUGAAAGAAGUGCUGGUCAGUAAUGAAUUUAAACCAAACUGUGCAAUGGUGGUCCUAGACUUCCUUAUCAGACACUCCUACAUAGAACCUGACACAGAGCCCCAUUACCAGGAAUUUGUAGCAGGACUCCACCAAACUUUGUAAAAAGUUAAAUGAAGAUCGGGCGCUCAUUUUAGAACUCAUUGUGUAAUAUUUUAUGUCUUAUUUGCAUAUUUUAUGAGUUGCAUAUGAAUAACAAUGACAAUAACACAAGCCAUUCUCUAUUACAAUUUAUUUAUUUAACAUCAAAGAAAUGUGAGGAUGCAUCUGUGUACAAAAGAAUGUCCCCCUCAAAAAUGACAGAUCUUUAAGAAAUUACUUGCAUUCAAUAGUAGUUUGACAUCUUGUCAUAUUCCUUUCAUGAAUUUUCAAGUUUAAGCAUAUUUUUUACAGUUUUUUUUACUAGAGUUACUAGAUUUAGCAAAAUAUGCAGAACUAAUACAGAAUAAUAAGCCAGUAGAAUGCCACAAAAAGAUUAAACGUCCAGUACAAGAGAAAAGGGAGUAAAAGACAUGUAAAAAGGGUGGACUGGCAUGGAGUGAAAAAUAAGUAAUUCAAACAUGUAUUGGGUCACUCCUGAUUAACAGCCUGACAUGCAGGCAAAAAACAAUAUGCAAGCAGAAAAUACCAAAUUUUCUAAACCCUUAAUACCAUUCGUUACAAAAUGAUAUCCCCUUUCAAACCCAACAGUGUGUCCGACAGUCCACAUCAAGUGUAGGUUAUAUCUUAAUAUUAUUAGUCCAACUAAUGAUAAACCAAAUUCUAAAAUUAUUCCUGAUUACAAUACAUAAAUAGGUAUAUAAGAAAAUCAGUUAGUAUCGUUACUUGUGUAUGCAUUUAAUAUGAAUUUAUAUUCAAAAGGCAAAUAAAAACAUGUUGGCUAUUUAAAUAAUGCAAAACUGCUUGUAUCAAAUCAACUAUAAGAUCAGACCAAUGAUAAUAUUUCAUAAAGGAGAAGCUGGUCCACACAACAGUAGGGGUUAGUCUAUCCAUGAGAAGGGAGAACAGAAAAA
Messenger RNA from Hypomesus transpacificus, 2025 nucleotides. RefSeq names its product thiamin pyrophosphokinase 2 (gene tpk2). The transcript has 8 exons. NCBI's taxonomy places the organism in Eukaryota, Metazoa, Chordata, Actinopteri, Osmeriformes, Osmeridae. The record is from RefSeq and is a predicted model, not a curated record. Gene Ontology annotation, molecular function: 8-oxo-dGDP phosphatase activity. The coding region runs from base 209 to 1117 and encodes 302 amino acids.